AUGAAGUCGAUAUCAGUGCUGCUGACGGCCUUCGCCGCUAACUGCGCCAUUGCAACAGCGCACCACUCCUUGGGCUCAUUAUACGUCAGAGCCGAACCACCAUACCCAACAAAGACAGAUCCUAUCUUCAAUCAGGACACCUACCAGGGUUGUUUCGCUGAUUCCGGCGAAAUGAAGCUGAAUACCACACGCACGAAUUCUCAAAACAUGAUGGACUUCGGCCAAGGCUUAGAAAAAGAUACCGGUGUAACAAGGGGCCUCUGUUACAGGUGGUGUCUAGACCUUAACAUGCAGGUUUUCGCAAUGUCUGCAGGAGCUGAGUGCUGGUGCGGUACGCAUUAUCCGCCGAAGUCAUCAUUGACCGACGUCAAAAACUGCAGUCUCACAUGCUCGGGCUUUAAUCAGGAAUAUUGCGGCGGCGACGGUACAUGGAGUGUCUUUAACUCUGGCCUCAAAAUGUCGCCAGGUUUCUCGGAGCCUAAGGUUUCUAGCACUAGCGCCGCUCCGAGCUCAACUGCUCCGGCCAAGACAUCCAGCGUUUCAAGCGCCGUCUCCGAGCCGACUGCUGACGUUACUGAAUCAAGCUUGCCCGAAGAGUCCGAAAAAAAGGGCAAAAGCAACACGGCCGGAAUCGUGGCAGGCACCGUGGUGGCAGUCGUCGUUGUAUUGUCUGCAGUUGGAGGUGUUUUCCUCUACAUGCGUCGCAAGCGGAACAAGGAGAUCGAGGAUGAGCAUCGCCGCAACGCUGCCGUCAAUGCUUUCAUUGGCAAGCCGCCCAGCACCAGCGAUGGAAUGUCCAUGGCGGACGCCCGACUCGACCCUGUCCUCGUGCAGAGGAGAUUGAGCGAUGGCAGCAUCGCCGACAACCAAGAUUACUCCAGGAGGAUUCUUCGCGUCACAAAUGCAUGA
This is a messenger RNA of Sordaria macrospora k-hell, 909 nucleotides long. RefSeq lists its product as uncharacterized. Gene Ontology annotation, cellular component: plasma membrane. The record is from RefSeq and is a predicted model, not a curated record. Lineage: Eukaryota; Fungi; Ascomycota; Sordariomycetes; Sordariales; Sordariaceae.